CACCCCCACUUACACUCUCUUCUUCAUGAUUGAUUCCAGGUGUGAAGAAACAGCCUUCUCCCUGCGGACUGAGGUUGGACGACGACGCACACCAAUGGUGUGAACCCCACUGACAGAUAUGGCGGAGAGAGCCCUGAAGUUACGCAUUUCCAGUCAUGACUACUUCCUUGCCCAGUAUUCUGUGUGUUCAAACUUUAGAAAUGCUGCCAAAUGGGUACAAAGUAGCUUAUCUGCAACAGAAAUGGAAAUUUUUCGCGCUUUACCAUGGGGCCAUCUUAUUGACAUCUCACCCACACAGUUCUCUGGACAAGUCUUUCAAAUGCUGGCCUUACACCUUGUGCAGGAGCAACCUGAUGAGGAGCUCUGGUUUGCCAUUGGGGGUACACUGUAUAAGUUUACUUAUGUGGAUUUUUGCCGCAUAAGUGGAUUACCAGCGGGUGCUGAACCAUUAGCUGGUGCGGGUGAUGUUUCAGGACAAGAAUCUGGCGAUGAAGCUGAACCAGUGGGGACCAUUGCUAAGAAGUAUUUAGGUGGCUCAGUCGACAUUACACACAUCAAUUUGAAGAACAUAUUUGAGAAACUGAAACUUUCCAAACGUCGUGAUCAGAUGGAUGUUAUAAAGUUGGCCUCCCUGUUCUAUAUUAAGUGUGUGUUGCUUGCUAAGGACAACACUACGAGGAUAAAUGCAUCCUCUGUCAGAUUGGUGAAUGAUUUAGAGGAAUUCAAGAAGUGUCCGUGGUCACUUCGUUCGUACAAGUUAUUGGUGAGUCAUAUGAAGGGCCUGAUGGAUGGUCAACCUCAGAAGUUCAAGGACCGGAAGGAGAACAAUCCAAACUAUAGAAAUGCAAAGCUAUCUGUCUACA
Messenger RNA from Cuscuta europaea, 863 nucleotides. The record is from the annotation of a GenBank genome assembly. Lineage: Eukaryota; Viridiplantae; Streptophyta; Magnoliopsida; Solanales; Convolvulaceae.